AUGGCUGACGAGGAAAAAUGCUCGAGCAAGGAGGAGCCGCGAGUUGACGAAGAAGCGGAAGCGGAGGGCGACGAAGGCAAUCACGAGGCUGCCGACGGCAAGAAGAAGAAGAAGAAGGGCGGAAAAAAAGACGGCUAUCCAAGCACGGACGCAAACGAUGGCGAGCAGAAGUCGGAGGAAGCUGAAGAUCCCCAGAUGCAGCUCCAGCAGAUGCUGAAAAAGCGGGGGCCCUGUGAGGAGUCUCGUCGGCACACGGCGCGCGAGCACGCUUUCUGGGACACCCAGCCCGUUCCGUCCAUGAGCGCCGAGUACGACCAAGAUACGGGACCUCUGGAUGUCGUGAAAACCCCAGAUGAUGUUCGUGCAGAUCCAUACCCGCUGCCCGCCCAGUUUGAAUGGUGCACGUGCGACGUGGAUUCGGAGACUGAGAUCCUGGAGGUGUAUACGCUCCUGACGGAGAAUUACGUUGAAGAUGAUGACAGCAUGUUCCGCUUUGACUACUCCACGGAUUUUUUGCGAUGGGCGCUCAAACCACCAGAGUACUUGAGGAGCUGGCAUUUGGGCGUUCGUGUCAAAGGCGGUGGCAAGCUUGUGGGCUUCAUCACAGGGAUCCCCGCCAACAUCCAGGUCUUCGAUAAAGUGGUCCAGAUGGCGGAAAUCAACUUCCUCUGCGUGCACAAGAAGCUGCGGUCCAAGAGGCUGGCGCCGGUCCUCAUCAAGGAGAUUACUCGCCGCGUGAAUCGGGAGAACAUCUGGCAAGCCGUUUACACAGCAGGUGUGGUCUUGCCCAGACCAGUCAGCGAGUGCCGAUAUCACCACCGCUCCCUUAACCCGAAGAAGCUCAUUGAAGUGGGCUUUUCACACCUCGGUGCUCGAAUGACGAUGGCCCGCACCAUCAAGCUGUACAAGGUGCCGGAAAGCCCGCAGCUCUCCGGCAUGCGGGAGAUGAAGAAGGAGGACGUGCCGCGCGUGCAUGGUCUGGUCUCCAACUACCUGAAGAAGUUCCACCUGCAUCCAGACUUUUCUCCUGCGGAGGUGGAACACUGGAUGCUGCCGCGGCCUGGCGUCGUCUACUGCUAUGUCCGCGAGAAUGGGAAGGGCGAGGUGACGGACGUGUGUUCCUUCUACAACCUGCCGUCGUCCAUCCUAGGGCACGAGAAGCACACCGUCCUCAAGGCGGCUUACUCCUACUGGAACGUGGCCACUACUGUGCCCUUGCAGGACCUGAUGUAUGAUGCUUUGAUCUUGGCCAAGCAGCAGGACUUUGAUGUGUUCAAUGCCUUGGACGUCAUGGAAAAUGAGAGCUUCCUCAAGGAGCUCAAAUUCGGCAUCGGUGAUGGCUACUUGCAGUACUAUCUCUACAACUGGAAAUGCCCGAAGAUCGAUCCGGGCAAUAUGGGCUUAGUGCUGCUCUAA
Molecule: messenger RNA, 1416 nt
Organism: Symbiodinium natans
Lineage: Eukaryota; Dinophyceae; Suessiales; Symbiodiniaceae
Source: the annotation of a GenBank genome assembly